AUGAAAGCCAUUUCCCGAGCCAUAGAUGAAAUUAUUAAUGAUAAAUUACGACAUGCUCCAGGGAAAAUUACUCGUAUGAUUGAUGAAAGUGAUGGUUUUGUGUCUAUAUUUUAUAACAUGAUUGAACAUUUGAAUGAAGAGGAAUUGGAAAUAAUUUCAGAACAAUACACCAUGUUGCUCAGAAAACAGCUACGUAGUCAAGAAGACACUCGUAAAAUGUAUCAACUUGAGCCACAGACCUUAUUUGAAACUGUGAAACAAGCUGAGAGUGGAUGGAAUGGCCGUCGUGUUGACUUUAUGAUGUCCGAUAAUGGGGCGAAUGUGAUUGCAGUUGCCAAGCCAACCAUGCUCAACGUAACACUGAUUACUUGUUGUGGCCAUAAUUUGAAUUUGGUAUACAAACACUUUAUUACAUGCUAUAAGGACUUUGAAAGACAUGUUGGAAAGGUGGUUCGAAAGCUACGAUCGGAUUGGAAAUCGUUACGCUGGUUGGUGACUAUUUUGAAAUUCGAUUUUCAAUUUGUUGAAAAUUAUUUUAAUUCACAAGAUGGUACUAUUAUUAUUGAUGACCUUAAUAAUUUUAAUGAUGUAAUGAAGCCUCCCUUACCAGUGUCCACUCGAUGGCAAAGCGUGUCACGUGCUGCUGUAUUUAUUUUAGAUCAUUUAGAACCAAUUUAUAGAGCAGAGAUUGAAUGGGGUAUUGACAAACGAGAUGAGAACAUUCAAGCAACUUGGUCCGAUGUGUUGGAUAUACUUGAGAAUGAGGAUUUUUUAGAAGACCUACAAGUCAACAAAAUAUUUUAUGAACAAUUUUAG
Naegleria fowleri is the source of this 816-nucleotide messenger RNA. RefSeq lists its product as uncharacterized. The record is from RefSeq and is a predicted model, not a curated record. Lineage: Eukaryota; Heterolobosea; Eutetramitea; Acrasida; Naegleriidae. The coding region runs from base 1 to 816 and encodes 271 amino acids. The transcript is spliced from 2 exons.